GUCAAACGCCACGAGAUGAAAUAAACAGAAGAACCAGAAUUCUGUGUGCCCGCCUGUGCCUAUCCGAGGGAUUUAGUGCUACAUUUUUGGUACGAAAUUAGGAUUAAAUUACGGACCGCUAUCAUGUCGGAAUCAUUUACCCGACGAAGCAACACCGCCUGAGACUCUAAAUCGAGCCGAACUGCUUAGUUCGAGGGCAUUGCCUCAGCAGAAGAUCAUCGUCAUAGCCGAUAAAGUUGGAUUUGAACCAAACGCGGACACAGUGAUAGCUUCCUGGCUAAAGGAACAGUAUGGAGAUACGGCCGCUUCUGCCGAGCUCGUGCACCACCUCAACGAGACGACUAAAUUCCAGCUCAUGAUCAUCUCCAGCCUAGAACGACGAUUCGAACCAGCGCAACUAUUCAAAUACAUCGCACGCUGUAGAAAAACUCCCACCAUCGAACACGUUUUCGUGUGGAUUGUGGAGCAAAAGCUGCAGGAAACGUUUCUUUUGCCCUACAUCGAGCAUAUGGCUGAUAGUGUGAUCACGUUCGAGGAUACGACACACUUGUCCCUGCUGGUGAAGAAACACACUGGUGCCGUUACCAACAAAUAUUACGAGUUUGAUCCAACGAAAGACUCGUUCCUUAUCGUCGAGGUGAAACGUUCCGCGGCGGCCAAACAAGGCACAGCAUCGAAGGAAGCGGACGAUCCACCUGCACCGAAUCCUGCCGCGCUUGGUACCUUCAAAAUCGACCUCAAGGAUGAAGAGAUGGCAGCUAAGAACGCUCUUACGUUGCCGUUUGAAUUCUUCAAAACGCUCCCGGAAGGAGGCAAAAUCCUGUACCAUCCCGAUGCGGAAGAUGACCUGGACGAGGAGGAUCCCGACGAUGAUCUAUUGAUAUGAGUGUCCACAAAAAUACACGCCUAUAGGACAGUAGGUUUGUUUUGGUAAAUCGAUGCUUUAUUUCACGCGAUAAUUUGAUAGUAUUUUGCUUUGUAUAGCGCGGGGAGGGGUCCAUUACAAACAGCGACGAUUUAAAUUUGACAGGCUAAAA
This is a messenger RNA of Anopheles stephensi (Asian malaria mosquito), 1037 nucleotides long. RefSeq names its product elongator complex protein 5 (gene Elp5). Gene Ontology annotation, molecular function: tRNA binding. Gene Ontology annotation, biological process: tRNA wobble uridine modification. The coding region runs from base 356 to 886 and encodes 176 amino acids. Gene Ontology annotation, cellular component: nucleus; cytosol; elongator holoenzyme complex. The record is from RefSeq and is a predicted model, not a curated record. Lineage: Eukaryota; Metazoa; Arthropoda; Insecta; Diptera; Culicidae. The transcript is spliced from 3 exons.